Molecule: messenger RNA, 3621 nt
Organism: Polyodon spathula (Mississippi paddlefish)
Lineage: Eukaryota; Metazoa; Chordata; Actinopteri; Acipenseriformes; Polyodontidae
Gene: kcnj19a
Product: potassium inwardly rectifying channel subfamily J member 19a
Exons: 3
Coding region: 484-1971 (495 amino acids)
Biological process (GO): regulation of monoatomic ion transmembrane transport; potassium ion import across plasma membrane
Cellular component (GO): plasma membrane
Molecular function (GO): G-protein activated inward rectifier potassium channel activity
Source: RefSeq, a predicted model, not a curated record
UCCAUAACAGCUCGGAUGCAGAGCGGUUUCUGUGGUGUCUUCAUCUUUAUAGUCACUGUAAUCGUUCCUUUUCAGAACGAAAGCGCCCUCAGUACAGAGCACAACCAGAGAAAUAACUGAUACCGAAGAAAGGGGAGCAUAACACUACGGGUACUCCUAGAGAAACACACACACACACACACACUCAACAAGCAGGUGACAUAAGCCUGAAUCAAGAAUUUAAAAAUAAAGAUUCCGAGUUGUUGAAGGAUAGCUGGUGAAAAGCAGAUGGGAAAAGAAGUAACAACACUUUUUUAACUGUUGUGCUAUAUGGACUCUGCUGAUUAUCUUAUCAAGUUUUGAGUUAAUUAAAAAAAAAAAAAAAAAUGACCAAGUGACGGAUACAUUGUUUUCUAAGUGGACAUAUUAAGUGUAAGUACAAGAAGGACAAGUUUUGAACUGGUGUGGUGGGGACACCUGCUUUAAGCCGUAACAACUGAAGGGAUGUCAGCCUUAAGGAGAAAAUUUGGUGAAGACUACCAAGUUGUAAACACCUCCAGAGAGACGACUUACACCCCACCUGCCAAGAAGAAGCGGCAGAGGUUUGUAGAUAAAAACGGCCGCUGUAACGUCCAGCACGGGAAUCUCGGGGGAGAAACCAGUAGGUACCUGUCUGAUCUCUUCACCACCUUAGUGGACCUCAAAUGGAGAUGGAACCUCCUCAUAUUCAUCCUCACCUACACUAUUGCAUGGCUGGUGAUGGCUUCCAUGUGGUGGGUUAUCGCCUACAUCAGAGGAGACCUAUACCGGGCUCACGAUGCUAGCUAUACCCCGUGUGUAGCCAACGUUUACAACUUCCCCUCCGCGUUCCUCUUCUUUAUCGAGACUGAAGCUACCAUAGGCUACGGCUACAGAUAUAUUACAGAGAAAUGCCCCGAAGGCAUCAUUCUCUUUCUGUUCCAGUCUCUACUCGGCUCCAUUGUGGAUGCGUUUCUCAUAGGCUGCAUGUUUAUCAAAAUGUCCCAGCCUAAGAAGCGAGCAGAGACGCUGAUGUUCAGCCACAAUGCUGUAAUCUCCCAGCGGGAUGGUAAACUCUGCCUGAUGUUCAGGGUUGGCAAUCUGAGAAACAGUCAUAUGGUUUCGGCACAGAUCAGAUGCAAACUUAUAAAGUCAAGACAAACUCCCGAAGGUGAAUUCCUGCCUCUGGAUCAAUGUGAGCUCGACGUCGGCUUUGGGACUGGGGCGGACCAACUGUUCCUUGUCUCCCCCUUAACAAUCUGCCACGAAAUAAAUCCCAAGAGCCCCUUCUUUGAUCUCUCACAGAGAUCUCUGGCGAGCGAGCAGUUUGAGAUUGUCGUUAUCCUGGAAGGCAUUGUCGAGACCACGGGAAUGACGUGUCAAGCCAGGACUUCGUACACAGAAGAUGAAGUCCUCUGGGGUCACCGAUUCCUACCGGUCAUGUCGCUGGAGGAGGGAUUUUUUCGAGUGGACUACUCCCAAUUUCACAUCACCUUUGAGGUCCCCAGUCCUCCCUACAGUGUCAAGGAACAAGAAGAGAAGAUGGCCCUCCCUUCACCGUUGACCACCCCUUCCCUUGGAAACUGCAAGAACCGGAGGGAUCGGGUGUUCUCUGUAGACUGCAUUGACACCAUCGAGGAGCAGGCCAACAAGCUUCCCAGCAAGCUUCAGCGAAUGAGUUCAGGGAAGGAGGAUCUUCAGAAAAAGGUCCUUAGGAUGAGCCCCCACAACUCUGAGAAGGCCUGCAGCACAGGAGACCUUCCUCUGAAACUGCAGAGGAUAAGCUCUGUUCCGAAUCACAGAGAUGUGGAGGAAAGACUCCAUCUUAAGGCGCUCCAAGGUAAUUCAGAGCCCAUGACUCAGUCAACUGGAGACCUGCAGCAGAAAAUCCAGAUCAUUCAAAGCGUAGGGUCAAGACCAGAAGAUAACUUGCCCCCCAAGCUUCGGAAAAUGAAUUCAGAUCGUCUGACCUAAGCAAGGGCACAGUAUUAAUAAUUGAUAGACUGCAUACUAGACUUGCAGCCUUACAGCUGUAGAAAUAACUUCAGGAAACUGUGAUUUAUCUAUGUAGUUGCUUAGCGAAAUUCAAGGACCAAGGUGGUAGGGGUUGGGGUAUGAGACACGGGGGAGCCUGUGUAAAACUCUUACAGCACUGUUGAACAGUUUCUCCAUUUACUCCUUAAUGUGCAUGCUGGAGACAUAGACGUGUUCAUUUAUGGGGAAACCUUUAGGCAAACGCACCUAAUUAGCACCCAAUUGAAGGGACCUUGCAGUAGAGUUUUUUUAAUGGCUUUUCAUUUUGUGUAACUUAUUUAGAAAUAAAGGCAGGCCUGCUGAGGCUUUCAGUUCUGUUUAGUUCAAGGCGAGAUUAACUCACUUUGGUGGCUGUUGUGCAGCCUAAAAAGAACACUCCAAAAAAUGGGUACCGAAAACAAAAAGUCUUGAGUUUUACAACAUGUUUUUCAAAGCAUGACAGUGGCAUUGCACAUCAUAGACAGUAAUUGUGUACAUCUUUUGUAAACCUAUUUGUGGUAGAUAUUUUGUGCUUGAUUUAUACACCUUAUUCUGCAACCUUUUACCAACUCUGUUCAUCAAAGGUCAAUGUUGCAUAUUAACAAAUAGGGGCUUCGCUAGUAUUAUUUUUAUUUUUUAAAAUGUAUUAAAUGUUAGAAAAAAGUGCCAUAUUUGACAGCUCCAGGUGAUGACAAGAAACAAAUACAAUAAUCAUUUAAACCAAUUUUGGGUUAACAACUAGAGUAAACACCUUAUCAAGCAAUACCUGCUAGAUAAUCAACCUAGUAUCUUGACUUUGGUUAUACUGUCACAGUGGCCAAAUAUCUUACAAGAUACGCCGCCUUCUGACACUAGGCUUAAAAAGCAGUUAAAGAAGCAAAAUUCACUUCCAGUUGCAAGUCCUAGACAAUCCUUAAGUCCAAGUUUUUCAAGUCCAUUCUCAAGAUAUUACUAAGAAAAUUAAAUGGUUAAAUCAUAACCUGGAGACCCAUUCCUAAAUGAAAAAAAAAACAAUUUUCUUCUGGUUGAGAAACUUCGACUUAUGACAAAUGCUGUUUGAUAUUUAUCACCCUCGACAGUGUUAUUAUCUGAGCACAGAUGAGUUUGUAAAAAGGGUCAACUAAUCACAUAUUCAAUAUUGAUGGAAGUAUUGACAGAAAAAAAUCAACCAGCAGCAUGCCCUUUUAGUUACUCAGUAGUCUGUGCAAGCAAGACUGCUUAUAUUAGUAUUAAAAAGAGUACAUCUCUUGGAAGUAAUGCCUGCAAUUAUAAUUAACUGUAUUUGGUCAACUUUGGAGCAAUGUUGAGUCUCUAAUGCUGUGAUCACUAUUAAUGCAUGGUUUGGUUUUACAUUUGACACUGUUUUAUUAUUGGACAAUUAUGAGUGAGUAUUGUAGAAACAUUGCCUGCUGUGUAGCUGUUGGUUGCAAUUGACUUAUGUGACCCACAAUUGUAUUCUUAUAAAAGGCACAAGAACAGAUGUUAUAUCUUCUAAACCUACAGGCAAUCCUUAGAAAAAGCUCAGGUCCAUCAUCAAGUGAAAAGGUUUGAGACCACACUGUAUGGAUGCCCUGCCAUUUGUGACCACUGUAUUAAACUUCUAAAACACUU